CUAUAUAUAUAUAUAUUCCAUGCUGAAUUUAAUCCAACAGCAAAAAAAUAAAAUGGAGAAAGAAGAGGAAACAGAAAGAUGUAAUGAAAAUGAAGAGUCACAAAUAAUAGACGAAAUAUCAAAUAAGUUAAUCAAUGGUGACGUAAUUACGAAAACUGAAGCCGCUAGAGAUAUGAGAAGUAUGAUUCGUAACCGGAAUUCAUGUUCCGGAAAAAUUCGAGUCAAGUUCGCCGGCGCCGGAGUUAUUCAGCCGCUUGUUCUCAUGCUCUCUUCUCAAUAUCAUGAUGCUCGAGAAGCUUCGCUUCUCGCGCUUCUUAAUCUCGCUUCUAGAAAUGAAAGAAACAAGGAACAGAUAGUAACUUGUGGUGCCAUCCCUCCGCUUGUGAAGCUUCUUAAGUUCCAAGACACGAGCAACUUAAGAGAACUAGCCACCGCUGCAAUUUUAACAUUAUCAGCCACACCAAACAACAAACCUGCAAUAGCUAAUUCAGAAGCAGUCUCACUUCUAAUUCAGAGUCUCAGCUGUGGCACUAUUCAAGGAAAAGUUGAUGCAGUCACAGCCCUUUACAACCUCACCACUUCCAAAGAAGAACCAACCAUAGUUCUCGACACCAGUGCUGCCCUGCCACUCAUCAACCUUCUUCGAGAAUCCAGAAAAUACUCCAAGUUUGCUGAUAAAAUCGCUGCCUUGAUUGAACUAAUCUCCAAAUCUGAAAAAGGAAUACUCGCCAUCACAGAAGCUGAAGAUGGGAUACUAACAUUAGUAGAGACAAUUGAAGAUGGAUCUCUAGUCAGCACAGAACACGCAGUUGGUACGUUGCUUGCAUUGUGCAUGAGCUCAAGAAGUAAAUAUAGGGAGCUCAUUUUAAACGAGGGCGCGAUUCCAGGUCUGUUACGGUUGACCGUGUAUGGAACCUAUAAAGCCCAGAACAAGGCUAAAAUGUUGCUGAACUUACUUAGGAAUUCUUCUUCAGAAAAGAGACCGUGCCCCUUUGUCUUGGAAGAGAUUGUUAGAGAUAUUGCAGCACGAAUUGAUGGGUCAGGAAAAACAGUGAAAAUUGUAAAGAAAAUGUUGCAGGAUAUGGUUCAAAGAAGUAUUGCUAAGGGUUCUUCUUGCAGACCUUAACAGUGAGGUGAUUUUAACUAACCUUACAGGGAUUUUGAAGUGGAAAUUAAUAGAUAUAUUUGUAAUAGGAAUAUGCUAGAUGCAAAUAUGAAAUAUCCCAACCAUUUUGACUCAUCAGAUUGAAGGAUCCAUCCUUUCAAGAAAUGUAUCUUCAAUUUGGCUUUUCUAUAAAUGAAAGACUUCAUUUUUAUAA
Erigeron canadensis is the source of this 1319-nucleotide messenger RNA. Its product is annotated as U-box domain-containing protein 6-like. The coding region runs from base 20 to 1126 and encodes 368 amino acids. NCBI's taxonomy places the organism in Eukaryota, Viridiplantae, Streptophyta, Magnoliopsida, Asterales, Asteraceae. The transcript is spliced from 2 exons. Gene Ontology annotation, molecular function: protein binding. The record is from RefSeq and is a predicted model, not a curated record. Gene Ontology annotation, cellular component: cytoplasm; nucleus.